AUGGCGCAACUAGACACGCUCGACAUUGUCGUCCUGGCUGCCCUCCUCCUGGGCACUGUCGCCUACUUCACAAAGGGAACUUAUUGGGCCGUCGCCAAAGACCCCUAUGCGGGUUCCCUCGCAAACGGUGCUGCAGCCAAGGCUGGCAAGACUCGGGACAUUCUUGAGAAGAUGGAUGAGUCUGGCAAGAACUGUGUCAUCUUCUAUGGUUCGCAGACCGGCACUGCCGAGGACUAUGCCUCGCGUCUGGCANAAGAGGGCUCUUCUCGCUUCGGCUUGAAGACCAUGACGGCUGAUCUCGAGGAAUACGACUUUGAGAACCUCGACUCGUUCCCCGAAGACAAGGUUGCCAUGUUUGUCCUGGCCACUUACGGCGAGGGCGAGCCUACCGACAACGCCGUCGAGUUCUACGAGUUCAUCAGCAGUGAGGACGUUUCCUUCACCCAGGGAGGCGGAAUCUCCGAGAAGCCUCUGGCCAACCUCAAGUACGUCGCUUUUGGUCUCGGCAACAACACUUACGAGCACUACAACUCCAUGGUUCGCAACGUUACCAAGUUUCUCGACAGGCUUGGUGCCAACAGAAUCGGCGCUGCUGGCGAAGGUGAUGAUGGUGCCGGCACUAUGGAAGAAGAUUUCCUGGCCUGGAAGGAGCCCAUGUGGAAGAACCUGGCUGAAGCCAUGCAUCUGCAAGAGCGUGAAGCAGUAUACGAACCCGUCCUCGAAGUCACUGAAAAGCCAGACAUGGACGCCGAGUCGGACGAGGUCUACCUGGGCGAGCCCAACAAGAACCAUCUGGAGGGUAAGCAGAAGGGUCCUUUCAAUGCCCACAACCCCUACAUUGCGCCAAUCGCCGAGUCCAAGGAGCUUUUCACUAUCAAGGACAGGAAUUGUCUGCACAUGGAAAUCGAUAUCAGCGGCUCAAAUCUUUCCUACACCACCGGCGACCACAUUGCCGUUUGGCCUACCAACGCCGGCAAGGAGGUUGAUCGUUUCUUGAACAUUCUCGGCCUUGGUGAGAAACGCCACAUGGUCAUUUCCGUCAAAGGUUUAGAUGCCACAGCCAAGAUUCCUUUCCCCUCGCCCACCACUUACGACGCUGUCGUCCGCUACCAUAUGGAAAUUUGCGCACCCGUCUCCAGACAGUUCGUUUCGGCUCUUGCGCCCUUCUCGCCUAAUGACAACAUCAAGGCCGAAAUGACCAAGAUGGGCAGCGACAAGGAUUAUUUCCAUGGUCAGGUGGCUGCUCGUAACUACAACCUCGCCCAGCUUCUUGAGUUCCUGUCUCAAGGUCAGACUUGGGAUAAGGUACCUUUCACCAUCUUUAUUGAAGGCCUCCACAAGAUCCAGCCCCGCUACUACUCCAUUUCCUCGUCCUCCUUGGUCCAAAAGAACAAGAUCUCCAUUACUGCUGUUGUCGAAUCUGUCGAAGUUCCAGGAGCAUCUCACGUACUCAAGGGUGUCACUACCAAUUACUUGUUGGCUCUCAAGCAGAAGCAGCAUGGUGACCCUAGCCCUGACCCCCAUGGAUUGAAUUACGCAAUUACUGGUCCCAGGAACAAAUACGAUGGUAUUCACGUGCCUGUCCACGUCCGCCACUCUAACUUCAAACUACCUUCAGAUCCGUCCAAGCCCAUCAUCAUGAUUGGUCCAGGUACUGGUGUCGCGCCGUUCCGCGGUUUUGUUCAAGAGCGUGCCAAGCAGGCACGCGACGGUGAGACUGUCGGUAAAACCAUGCUGUUCUUUGGCUGUCGAAAGAAGUCAGAGGACUACAUUUAUGCGGAUGAGUGGGAGAACGAUAUGGGUGACAGCUUCGAGAUGUUGACCGCCUUCUCCCGUGAAGGCGCUCAAAAAGUCUAUGUGCAGCACCUUCUCAAGCAGCGCGCCGCCGAAAUCGACAGACUCCUGCAGCAGAAGGCUUACUUCUAUGUCUGCGGUGAUGCAGCGAACAUGGCACGUGAGGUAAACACUGUUCUGGCACAAAUCAUUGCCGAGCAAAGAGGGAUUUCAGAAUCCAAGGCAGAGGACAUUGUCAAGGCCAUGCGUAACAGCAACGCCUACCAAGAAGAUGUUUGG
This is a messenger RNA of Aureobasidium musti, 2073 nucleotides long. The record is from the annotation of a GenBank genome assembly. Lineage: Eukaryota; Fungi; Ascomycota; Dothideomycetes; Dothideales; Saccotheciaceae.